CUCCGAUCAUAUCAUGGCCGACUCUCGCUACAACCAACGCGGCGUGUCCGCUGGCAAGGAAGAUGUGCACAAUGCCAUCAAGAACGUGGACAAGGGACUGUUUCCUCAAGCCUUUUGCAAGGUCGUGCCGGACUACCUCUCUGGCGACGAAGACUACUGCAUCGUCAUGCAUGCCGACGGCGCUGGCACCAAGUCUGCGUUGGCGUACAUGUACUGGAAGAAGACGGGUGACUUGAGCGUGUGGAAAGGCAUUGCCCAAGACGCGUUGAUCAUGAACAUCGACGAUCUCUUGUGCGUGGGCGCCACGGACAAGAUCUUGUUGAGCUCGACCAUCGGCCGCAACAAGCAGUUGGUUCCUGGCGACGUGAUCUCUGCCAUCAUCAAUGGCACGGAAGAGCUCUUGACGACAUUGCGUGGUCAAGGGAUUGGCAUCCACUCGACUGGCGGCGAAACCGCCGACGUCGGCGACUUGGUCCGCACGAUCAUUGUCGAUUCGACCGUGGUGUGUCGAUUGAAGCGUAGCGACGUCAUUUCCAACCACACGAUCCAGGCGGGGGAUGUGAUUGUCGGCCUGUCGUCUUUUGGCCAAGCCACGUACGAGACCGAGUACAACGGCGGCAUGGGCAGCAACGGACUCACGUCCGCCCGCCACGACGUCUUCACCCACGCGCUGGCCACGGAAUUCCCAGAGAGUUUCGACCCCAACGUCCCCGAAGCGUUGGUCUACUCUGGCUCCAAGACCCUCACGGACGACGUACCCGGCGCGCCGUUGAACGCGGGCAAGUUGGUGCUGUCCCCCACGCGAACGUACGCGCCGAUCAUCAAGGCCAUCUUGGACCAAGUGGCCCGGGAGCACAUCCACGGGAUGGUACACUGCUCUGGGGGUGCCCAGACCAAAGUGCUGCACUUCGUUAAGGAUGUGCAUGUGAUCAAGGACAACUUGUUCGAGACGCCGCCCUUGUUUGCGCUCAUCCAGGCCGAGUCCAAGACCUCGUGGAAAGAAAUGUACCAGGUGUUCAACAUGGGCCACCGCAUGGAGCUGUACGUGUCGCCCGCCACCGCCGCGGAAAUCAUCGCCAUCUCCCACUCGUUUGGCGUCGACGCCCAAAUUGUCGGCCGGGUCGAAGCGCAUGUCGGCAAAAAGGUCACGAUCGCAUCUCGUCACGGCACAUUCGACUAUGAAUAAACAACUGUCUACUAGUACUACUACUAGUACUA
Molecule: messenger RNA, 1218 nt
Organism: Aphanomyces astaci
Lineage: Eukaryota; Oomycota; Saprolegniomycetes; Saprolegniales; Verrucalvaceae
Exons: 3
Coding region: 14-1186 (390 amino acids)
Biological process (GO): adenine biosynthetic process; 'de novo' IMP biosynthetic process
Cellular component (GO): cytosol
Molecular function (GO): phosphoribosylamine-glycine ligase activity; phosphoribosylformylglycinamidine cyclo-ligase activity
Source: RefSeq, a predicted model, not a curated record